This is a messenger RNA of Oryza brachyantha (malo sina), 3107 nucleotides long. RefSeq names its product wall-associated receptor kinase 4-like. Gene Ontology annotation, biological process: cell surface receptor signaling pathway; protein phosphorylation. Gene Ontology annotation, cellular component: plasma membrane. The transcript has 4 exons. Bases 1 to 2835 code for a protein of 944 amino acids. NCBI's taxonomy places the organism in Eukaryota, Viridiplantae, Streptophyta, Magnoliopsida, Poales, Poaceae. The record is from RefSeq and is a predicted model, not a curated record. Gene Ontology annotation, molecular function: ATP binding; protein serine/threonine kinase activity; polysaccharide binding.
AUGGGACACCUUAAUAAGAUGCUAGCUUUCCUUCCGUUUGUGUUGUUAGGUUUAUCUGAGGUCAAGAGAAGUGUAGCACAGAGCCGGAUCCUCUCCAAUACCCCAGAGCUUACGCCAUCUAACACAAGCCUUCCCUCUGCCGCCACACUCGCUAACUGUCCAAAGCGAUGCGGCGACGUGAGCUUCGACUAUCCCUUCGGCAUAGGAGAUGGCUGUUUCCGCCAUCCUGACUUCAGUCUCGGAUGCGACAGCAGCACGCAGCCUCCCAAACUCUUCUUGCAAGCUGACGAUUCUGUGGAGAUUUCUGAUAAUAUUGAUGUUUCCGGUCAGGACGUUGGCGAUUUUUUACACUUCAACAGCUUUCUAGCCACCUUCACCCAUGUCAUCCCCGUAAAAACUGGCAUCGAUGUCUACAACUUCUCAUGGAAAUCUCCAGGUGUUUCUUUUACUAUUGUAGAGACAAUGGUAAUUGGUGUCGCCAGCUGCGACUUGGAUGUUUUCUUGAUAGGUCAAGACGGCGCUGCUAAAUUACUUUGCACGGUUGCUUGUCCCAACAAAGAGAUAGCAGAGAUGGUCUACAUGCAAGACUGUGCAGGCCCUGGCUGCUACUUUUUAUCUUCUGAAACACCAGUUCAGACGGUCCAAUUACAGGUUAUUCGCCACAAGACAAACAAUACCUUGAGAUACUCCAAUCUAAGCAUGCUGUGGGAUAGAAUCAAUAUAAGUAUCGGGGGCCCGGUUGUUUGGAGUAUUGUUGACCAAACAAGAUGCUCAAGAAACAUGGAAGAUAAUUCGAAGGGCGACUACGCUUGUGUCAGCAAUCACAGUGGGUGCAGAACAUCUGUGUUUAGAGAUACUGGAUAUGCAUGUCAAUGCAAUUCUGGUUACAUCGGAAAUCCAUAUAUCCUUGAUGGGUGUAAGCAUGACAGCGGUUACAACCCAAGACCAGAAAAGCGUAAUUGCUCUCGACAUUGUGGGACAGUCGAAGUGCCAUUUCCGUUUGGCCUUGAAGAGGGUUGCUCAGCGAGGAACCUCUUUCGGCUGACAUGCUCUGACGAGACAAAUUCUGUCGUCAAGUUUAAUGACUUUUUUCAGGUGAUGUAUAUAAAUGUCAGUGAAGGGCUUCUGGGCAUCAAAUACAACUCAACUUUUCAGGAGCAGCAAUUCAAUAUGAUGGUCAAAAUGAUUAUUUCGUCUGAUGAACCAGACCUAUUUGUUGACCCUCUUGAAUCAGCCUCUGUGCAAUGGGCUGUUGCUAACCUGACAUGCCAAGAGGCGCAACAGAACACUUCUGGAUAUGCAUGUGUAAGCACCAGCAGCACCUGCUUGAAUGUUCUUAGCUCCAUGGAAGGUUUUAUUGGCUACAGAUGCACUUGUUCCCCUGGUUAUCAUGGAAAUCCGUACAUACAAGAUGGUUGCGAAGAUAUCAACGAGUGCCAAGAGACACCAGGAAUUUGCAAAGGAGUUUGCCACAAUACAGUUGGAAACUACAGCUGCACAAAAUGCCCUGAUCAUACUGAGUACGACAUGUUAAGAAUGCAGUGCACCCCAAAAAGAAAGCAAAGCUUCUACUCAGGUAUUGUAAUUGGGCUUAGUAGUGGCUUUGGGAUGCUACUUCUUGGAUUAAGUGGGAUGGUUCUCAUUCGAAGAUGGCAAAGACAUGCACAGAAAAGACUGCAGAGGAAGUAUUUCCAAAAGAACCAGGGCCUUCUAUUCGAACAAUUGAUAUCAGCGGACGAAAAUGCAAGUGAGAAGACAAAGAUUUUCUCAUUGGAAGAGCUUAAAAAGGCGACAAAUAACUUUGACACCACACGCAUCCUUGGUUGUGGAGGGCAUGGCACAGUAUACAAAGGUAUCUUAUCUAACCAACAUGUGGUGGCCAUUAAGAAGGCCAAGGUCAUCAGGGAAUGUGAGAUUAAUGAUUUCAUCAAUGAGGUUGCAAUCCUUUCUCAAAUAAAUCACCGGAAUAUUGUUAAACUCUUUGGAUGUUGUCUUGAAACUGAGGUCCCCUUAUUAGUCUAUGAUUUUAUUCCCAAUGGUUCAUUAUUUGGACUACUUCAUCCAGAUUCAAGUAGCACAAUCUAUUUAUCAUGGAGUGAUCGCCUAAGAAUUGCAGCAGAAGCUGCAGGAGCUCUAUGUUAUCUCCACUCUGCAGCAUCAAUUUCAAUCUUCCACCGUGAUGUGAAGUCCUCUAAUAUACUCCUGGAUGCAAAUUAUACUGCUAAAGUUUCAGAUUUUGGCGCUUCAAGAUCAGUUCCCAUCGAUCAAUCCCAUGUCAUCACAAAUGUACAGGGUACAUUUGGUUACUUAGAUCCAGAAUAUUACCAAACUAGGCAACUAAAUGAGAAGAGUGAUGUCUACAGUUUUGGUGUGGUACUUCUAGAACUUCUUCUAAGAAAACAACCCAUUUUUACCACAGACUCUGGGAUGAAACAAAAUUUGUGUAGUUACUUCCUUUCGGAGAUUAAGACCAGACCAAUUACUGAUAUGGUGGAUGCUCAAGUUCUUGAACAAGCAAGCAAGGAACAUAUUAAAGAAGUUGCAUCACUUGCUGAGAUGUGCUUGAAGCUAAAAGGUGAAGAAAGGCCUAGGAUGAAGCAAGUAGAGCUAACGUUGCAGCUUCUGCGAACAGAAAGAAUGAACUCAUCUCAGGUUGAUCCAGCCAUUGACCAAGAGAUACUGCCGGUGUUGACUGAAGGAGCUAUUGACCCAGAGAAACAAGCAUUAGCAACAAAUUUGGAUGUCCAUAGAGCUAAUGUAGCAUCUCAAUGCCUCCAAAUAUCGUGCCACAGCUUGGAGAGAGAAUUCUUGUCAUCUGCUAGCUUACCACGGUAGAUGAGUUUUUCCUAUUUCCGUUGUGUUUGUUCUUCUUUAUACUUAACUCAUUUUCUUCAAAUAUAAUACUCCCUCUGUUUUCAUUUAAAUGGUACUGUGUUGGUUAGUUAAUGAACUAAAAAUUUAUUAAAGAAUGGAGGGAGUACAUCCAUAUGUAUUGUGUACUUGCAAUCAUGUCUGUAGAAAUGAGAAAUUAUACUACAUGACAUUAACAGGGAGCUAGUUCUACAAUAUGCCAUCGAUGAAUGCAAAUUAUCUAACAUACAAUCACA